Messenger RNA from Anisakis simplex (herring worm), 234 nucleotides. NCBI's taxonomy places the organism in Eukaryota, Metazoa, Nematoda, Chromadorea, Rhabditida, Anisakidae. The record is from the annotation of a GenBank genome assembly.
AUGGAAAUUGCGUGGCGCCGAACCACUGUAAGUGCUAUGAAGGAUGGUAUGGAGAUGACUGUUCGACGCCGUCGUGUGAACUUCUAUCAAACUGUAGUGCACAUGGUCAAUGUGUAUCACUCAACGAAUGCUUAUGUGAUCCACUCUAUCAAGGUGAUCUGCUCGAUUCCAUCUCUAUUCCGCGCUACAAAUUUGAAUUGCUCACAUCCACUACCACCUUUAGUUUGCCAUUAA